Molecule: messenger RNA, 8621 nt
Organism: Manis pentadactyla (Chinese pangolin)
Lineage: Eukaryota; Metazoa; Chordata; Mammalia; Pholidota; Manidae
Gene: TRIM71
Product: tripartite motif containing 71
Exons: 4
Coding region: 1-2604 (867 amino acids)
Biological process (GO): proteasome-mediated ubiquitin-dependent protein catabolic process; protein polyubiquitination
Molecular function (GO): zinc ion binding; protein binding; ubiquitin protein ligase activity
Source: RefSeq, a predicted model, not a curated record
AUGGCUUCGUUCCCUGAGACCGACUUCCAGAUCUGCCUGCUGUGUAAGGAGAUGUGCGGCUCGCCGGCGCCGCUCUCCUCCAACUCGUCCGCGUCGUCGUCGUCCUCGCAGACGUCCACGUCGUCGGGCGGGGGCGGCGGGGGCCCCGGAGCCGCGGCGCGCCGCCUGCACGUUCUGCCCUGCCUGCACGCCUUCUGCCGCCCGUGCCUCGAGGCGCACCGGCUGCCAGCGGCGGGCGGUAGCGCGCCGGGAGAGCCACUCAAACUGCGCUGCCCGGUGUGCGACCAGAAAGUGGUGCUGGCCGAGGCGGCGGGCAUGGACGCGCUGCCCUCGUCUGCCUUCCUGCUCAGCAACCUGCUCGACGCCGUGGUGGCCACGGCCGACGAGCCGCCGCCUAAGAACGGGCGUGCCGGCGCCCCUGCGGGUGCGGGCGGCCACAGCAACCAUCGCCACCCCGCGCACCCGCGAGCGGCCGCCUCAGCGCCGCCGCCACUCCCGCAGGCGCCGCCGCCUCCCGCGCCCUCCCGCUCCGCGCCCGGAGCCCCGGCGGCAUCUCCGUCGGCGCUGCUGUUGCGCCGGCCUCAUGGCUGCAGCUCCUGCGACGAGGGCAACGCGGCUUCGUCGCGCUGCCUCGAUUGCCAGGAGCACCUGUGCGACAACUGUGUCCGCGCGCAUCAGCGCGUGCGCCUCACCAAAGACCACUACAUCGAGCGUGGCCCUUCGGGCCCCGCCGCCGCCGCCGCCGCGGCGCAGCAGCUCGGACUCGGGCAGCCCUUCGCCGGCGCGCCCUUCUCCAUUCUCUCGGUGUUCCCCGAGCGCCUCGGCUUCUGCCAGCACCACGACGACGAGGUGCUGCACCUGUACUGUGACACUUGCUCAGUGCCCAUCUGUCGUGAGUGUACAGUGGGCAGGCAUGGGGGCCACAGCUUCAUCUACCUCCAGGAGGCGCUGCAGGACUCACGGGCCCUCACCAUCCAGCUGCUGGCUGACGCCCAGCAGGGCCGCCAGGCAAUCCAGCUGAGCAUCGAGCAAGCCCAGACGGUGGCAGAACAGGUGGAGAUGAAGGCAAAGGUCGUGCAGUCGGAGGUCAAAGCCGUGACCGCAAGGCACAAGAAGGCCCUUGAGGAGCGCGAGUGUGAGCUGCUGUGGAAGGUGGAGAAGAUCCGCCAGGUGAAGGCCAAGUCACUGUACCUGCAGGUGGAGAAGCUGCGGCAGAACCUCAACAAGCUGGAGAGCACCGUCAGUGCGGUGCAGCAGGUCCUGGAGGAGGGGAGGGCACUGGAUGUCCUGCUGGCCCGGGACCGCAUGCUGGCCCAGGUGCAGGAGCUGAAGUCGGUACGCAGCCUCCUGCAGCCCCAGGAGGAUGACAGGGUCACGUUCACGCCCCCAGACCAGGCACUCUACCUUGCCAUCAAGUCUUUUGGCUUCGUCAGCAGUGGGGCCUUCGCUCCGCUCACCAAAGCCACAGGGGACGGCCUUAAGCGGGCCCUCCAGGGGAAGGUGGCCUCCUUCACUGUCAUCGGCUAUGACCACGAUGGGGAGCCUCGCCUCUCAGGAGGGGACCUGAUGUCAGUGGUGGUCCUGGGCCCCGAUGGCAACCUGUUCGGAGCAGAGGUGAGUGACCAGCAGAAUGGGACCUACGUGGUGAGCUACCGGCCCCAGCUGGAGGGCGAGCACCUCGUGUCGGUCACCAUGUGCAACCAGCACAUCGAAAACAGCCCCUUCAAGGUACUGGUCAAGUCAGGCCGCAGCUACGCAGGCAUCGGGCUGCCGGGUCUGAGCUUUGGCAGUGAGGGCGACAGUGAUGGCAAGCUUUGCCGGCCCUGGGGGGUGAGUGUGGACAAGGAGGGCUACAUCGUGGUGGCCGACCGCAGCAAUAACCGCAUCCAGGUGUUCCAGCCCUGCGGCACCUUCCAUCACAAAUUUGGCAGCCUGGGCUCCCGGCCUGGCCAGUUCGACCGGCCUGCUGGAGUGGCCUGCGACACAGCCCGCAGGAUUGUGGUGGCUGACAAGGACAAUCAUCGCAUCCAGAUCUUCACCUUCGAGGGCCAGUUCCUCCUCAAGUUUGGUGAAAAGGGAACCAAGAACGGGCAGUUCAACUACCCUUGGGAUGUGGCAGUGAAUUCGGAGGGCAAGAUCCUGGUCUCUGACACUCGGAACCACCGGAUCCAGCUUUUCGGGCCUGAUGGAGUCUUCCUGAAUAAGUAUGGCUUCGAGGGGGCUCUCUGGAAGCACUUUGACUCCCCACGGGGGGUGGCCUUCAACCACGAGGGCCAGUUGGUGGUCACCGACUUCAACAACCACCGGCUCCUGGUCAUUCACCCCGACUGCCAGUCGGCCCGCUUCCUGGGCUCGGAGGGCACGAGCGCUGGCCAGUUCCUGCGUCCCCAGGGAGUGGCCGUGGACCAGGAGGGCCGCAUCAUCGUGGCCGACUCCAGGAACCACCGGGUACAGAUGUUCGAGUCCAACGGCAGCUUCCUGUGCAAGUUUGGGACUCAAGGCAGUGGCUUUGGGCAGAUGGACCGCCCUUCGGGCAUCGCCGUCACUCCCGAAGGGAUGAUCGUGGUGGUGGACUUCGGUAACAACCGCAUCCUCAUCUUCUGAUCGCUUGGUCUAGGCUUCGUGUUGGGGGUGUGCCUGUGUACGUCUCUCUCUCCCUCUCUCUCCUUUAGAAUUUCAAAGAAGAAACAGUCUCAGGGAAAUUUCUUUUUUUCUUUUUGUUUAAAGAGAACAAGAAAAGUACAACAUUGCUUAAGUCCUACCUCAUCUUUAUUUUUUUACAGAUGAAUGUACUUAUCUUUUCUGCAGGGAUUGAGCCUGUGAAGUGAUACUUUCUAUCUACCUCAUAAAUCUUUACAUUUCCUUCUCCAGCAGGCCCUCUGCCCUCCUCCCCCCUGGCUUCAUGGAGCUCCCCCCCACUCCCCCUCCCCGGGGCCUGAUACGCACAAGCCUCGCAGGGCACUGGAUGUGUGUGGUGGGUGUAUUCUGUAGGUUGAGCCAAGGAAACACGAAAAAAACUACUAAGUAAAAAACAAAAAACUAUAAAACGUGGGAAAUAGGAUUUAAAAUGCUUAAUUAUAGAGUAUUUGUGUUCUUGAGAAUACUGUGUUUAUGGGGUUAGAUUGUGUUGUGUGAUCUCAAUCUUUUUGGGAAAUUCUUUUUUUUUUCUUUUAAUGCUGCAACAGAGAACUUUCUUGUGUUCUCCUUUUAUACCUCAGUGUUUGUUAUCCUCUUCAGCAUCUUUUCUUAUUCCUAGAAGAUGUGGCUGUGGCUUGCUAGCCAGGAAAAGCAGACCAUUCAAGUUUUAGGGUAUGUAAUUUUUCUUUUAAGGGAGGGUGUGUGUGCGUGUGCUUACACCAGAAUCAUAAAGCUGAAAAUGACACACCACCUCCCAAAAAACCUUGUUCUCACACUUUGGUUUCUAAAAACUAGAUGUAGUUCAGGAUUUUUGAGUAAAAGUAUUCUCAGAAGUUAAGUAUUCUUAGUUUGUGGGUGGUUAUAAAGAGUUAAGUGGAAGGAAGAAGAAAAUCAACUUCAUUCUCAGAAAGGGUGUUCAGAUGCAGACUGGCACGUGGAUGUUGUGUGGGCCUGCACGGGCCGAGGUAGUCAGCAGAGAGUAUGAGAAAGAAGCAGGGUACCCCCAAACUGCGGGAGGUGGGGGUCCAUCUCCAACCUUAGGUUGAAUGUUGUGGAUGCCAGGUAUUUCUUUUCCUACGAAGAGUAGGCAAAAAGUGAACUUCUAUUUUAAAAGCACAAUUUUUUCCUGCUUUGGAAGUUCAGGGAAAUAGGCUAUUUGAAAGUCAAAUUAAUAGAAACAGCCCCAGCUCGUGUUAACCUUGACACAGGGGUUACCUUGAUAGUAUGGUUUGCUGCCAGGCCAUGCUGUAGGACCUCAUGGUUGACAUGAAUUUUUCCCCAAAGGACUUUGAAUGUAAAGGAUUUGUAAACCAAAUUGUCCCAGCCUGAAAUGUAGAACAUGUCUUUUGUUAAACCUAUAUACCUCAGUACCAAAGAAUGAAAAUUUAAGCCAGGCUCCCACUGCAGACUUGGGGGGGGUGGCAUCUGUCACUUUUACAGAGUCGGUGUGUAGAAGUUGGCUGGACUUCGGUACAAAAUCUUGUGCUUCUGAGCAUUCUGUCUCCCGAGCGGAAAGUCAGUAUAGCUGAAUCCUGCUUGUCAGAGCCCAUAUGCGUCCCUGCAUUCCCCCAAACACUGACCUAGGAACCCAGUUCAAGAGAGAGCACCUCGGGAGGGCGAGGUGCUUGCAGCGAGACCUUGUGUUUAAACAGAAAGACUUAACAAGUCAGUUUCUGUUGCUGUAUUGAAGAGGAUUUCCUCUUGCAAUGUGGAUGUAGUUUUAAAUGAACAGAAUAGACUAACAAAUGGAGCAAUCUGCUUCAGUCAUCCCAAAAGAAAAGGUUGAUGAUGGGGGCAGUAUUGCAAGUCAAUCAAAUUGCUUUUCCCAUCCAGCUUUUUUGGACACUUACUUCGUUGACCACUUAGGUACCUUUCUCUUUCCAUUGCUUUAGUUUUAGGGUUUCUGAGUGAUUAAAAUGGGCCAAAACUUCGUAAAGGAGAACAACAUGCAAUAAAAGAUCCAAAAUUGGAAAAGCAGCUUCAAACUGGUGCCUCCUGGCAGGUGGGGAGGCAUCAGGAAAUCUUGUUCUGUCAAAGCGCCUUUUCUUGAAGAAUUUAAUAGUGAACCCUUCCCCAGUCCUACUCAGUUGCUGUUUAUAAUUUUGCCUCCUAAGUUCUAAGCUCUUUACCAAAGAGCUUAUAUAAUUGAACAUUUUUAUGAUUUUUGCAUUUUGGAAUAACUUGGUGCUACUCUUCCCUCGCUCCCCAGCCACCCAACAAAUUGCCCUUUAAAUGCCAAAGACAACUGGUUUUAAAUGCCUAAAAAAUACUUUUGUUGGGGAAAUGGAUCUUUAAGGUUUCUUAAAAAUAUUUCUCAGAAACCUAGGUUGCGAUUGUAUGGCUGGGGAGUCGUUCAGGCAGUCAUCACCUUGGUUCCUGCUGCGUUUUCCUGUCAUCUUCACGAUUCCUUCCCAGUUUGCUCCCGAGUGGGGACAUCUUGGGACUUGAGUGAGAAAUAUUCUUGGUGAACAGCAGUAACUAAAGCUGCUUAUUUAACAUUUGUCUGUAGAUGUGGCUGUAAAGCCAGGGUGUCCACACAUGGCUGAACCAAUCAGGUCUUAACUGAUAGACUGACGAAUUUGCAGGCUUAAAGCUAGUGGUCCUUGCCUGAGACAAAUGUAUAGGUGGGUGAUUCUGCCUCUUUACCCUCAGUGGUACACCUCUUUACCAUUCUGCACCCAAACUUGGGUAUCACUGCCAUUUAAGAAAUAUGGUCUCACUGGGGAAGCUUUUGUUUUUAAUAACUAGCCACAUGUGGUUACCCAUGAUGGACUUCUGACUCACAGGGAGGGACUGGUGCAAAGCACUUUGGAGUUUAUCGUACAGUGUGGGAUGAUCCAAAUCAAAGAAAGCCAACACUUGGAACUCCCUAGUGUGAGUGAGACUGUUAGAAGUUGAAACGAUGCCAGUGUAGGAAGGAAUUGGGUCAGAGCGGGAGUCUUGAACAGUGAGAGGAGAAGGUCCUGGGUGCUGCAAAAGGAGGAUAAAAUGUUUUGUUGUGUAAAUGUGUUGUUGAGACAGUAACGCCAUGGAUGUCUGAUCUGGUCAGUUGGCAGGUGGAGUGGGGUGGGUGCAGGUUGGUUUAUGCCGGGAGAUGCCAACUGGACUUGGGUAUAUACAUUUGGGUAUUGAGAUGGCUGAAGGAAAUGUACAGAACCCACAGAUUAGCAACAAACCACUUUGGUUGACACUGACUUAACAUUUCAAAAGUGUUAAUCUUUAAAAAAAAAACCAAACAUCUCCUCUGUAAAUGUGGUCACGAGAAGCAAUGCUGUAUCAGAGACCUGCGCUGUGUUGUGCUGGCUGGUGGCCUGAGAGCUGGCUGGAGCCCAGGGGCCUGGGCAGUACCCCAAGUGCACUAACUCUUUGAUGGAUGCCCUUUUAAGUCUAACUUAUUUGGGGAAACACAUACAAGGGUACCAUAAACAGAAUCUAAACUACAUGUUGGGCCAAAAAAGUUGCCAGGCUUAAGGCACUUUGUGAUGGAGUUGGAAGAGAAUAACUUGAGAUUGGCUCAUUCUGUUUUAUUCUAGUUAAGCCAAAGCUUAAUGGUUUGAGGCAGGAAGUCUUUUAGGCUUGAAGCAGCAGAAUACUGUCUGUAUUAAGUGUUAUCUUCCUCUGUGGAAGAUUCUAAGAUUGCUGUGUUCUGGUAGAUAGUGAAAGAUAUGCCAAAGUUAAUAGGCUUGUUUUUCUGUUUUUUUUUUUUUUUUUUCUAAAUCCAAUGGUGCCAAAAAGUAUUUAGGGUAUUUAUUUAAAACAUCACUCUGAAUGAGUUUCCAGCAGUCUGGGGCUGUAUAUAAGUCCAACUCUCGGACUUGUGUGUGAUACCGCGGAGCCAGGACCUCCGUAGUCUCUUUGGCUUCUCUGGCUUCCUGCAGGCCAGGGGCACAGGAUGCACACACCACUCCACACUACACCACACCGUUGGUUUUUGUUCGAUUUCUACCUCAAUUUUGGCAAAAGUCAUCUACCUCGUGUUAGCAUCUGACGGGUCUCUGAAAAGAAUAACGUUCAUCUGCCGGGGAGUGGGUGGGAGGGGGAGGUACCUCUAGGAAGGAGAAGAUGCCUUCAUAAAACUAGAAUUUAUUUUUCCCAGGAGAAACAUUUUUGAUUGACCUUGAAAAAGAAACUUUGACACCAAAUAUUCUACACUCAGACAAAUAUAGUCAUAAAUCCAAUUAUUUCUUAACCAAUCAGGGCUUUUCCCCCCUCACUAGGAAUUUUGGGCAUCACAACCAUGUUCAGUAUUAUGAAACUGCUGGUUCAUCUGACCUAUUUGAGAACUUAAAUAAAGACCUUUAGGUCUCUUUUUCUCUUCAAGAGAAAAAUAUUUUAUCUGUUUUUUGAAUAUCUGCAAAUACACCCUAUUAGGAGCAAUUCUAAGGGUCUAGUUGUUGGAAACACCAAGUAUUUGAAGGGAAUGAGAAUCCUGUAGGCUUUGGGAUUGUAUCGGACCUCUUCUGGACCCAGCAGGACGUCCAUCACUGUGGCAUCGCAGCAGUCACUGUUUUACUGAGCAGGGACUGGUGAAGUUUAUGUUGCUCUUUUGUGUUUGAUUUUUUUCUACCAAAGGUGACAUAUUGACAGGUCGUUGUUUUCCUUUGCUUUUUAAUUAAAUACUUGAUAUCGUUGAAAAGCACAUUACCAUGAUAUACUGUAUUGCCUCUCCAACUCUCCUAUUCCUCUAGUUCAUUUUUGUUCAGGUUGGAAGGGAGGGCCCUAAGACCACUGUUAAACUAUUGUGAAUUGGGUUUAAAAUGGCGUGGUGAAGAAAUACCUCAAUGAUGUCUAUUUUUAAAACUGAUCUUACGGGUUAACAAGCCAACCUGGUGGGAUGUUUUCCAUCAUCAUUUAACCAGUAAUGGUUCUAAAAGUUUGUGUAUCCACAUGGUCUUAGACCUCUUUUAAUGAUUGUAUUAACUUACAAGCUCAGGUAGUAUUGUUCUUAAGGCUCUAUCUCAGAGCACACUGACUGAAUGUUAACGUGUGUAGCAAAGAGUUUACUUUCUUUAAAUCGCCAGCUCUGUAAUAGUUCUGUGUGUUUCUAGCAGUCUGUGUAAGUCUUUCUUCAGAGGAAGAUUUUUCACAUUUCUGGGGUGAUCUUGUUUUAGGGUGGUGUGAGGUCUCUUUCUCUUCCCUAAAAUCAAUGCAGGUGAGAAGGGUGGGGUGGGUAAGUAAAGGGUGUUGUUUUAACUAGCAUGUUAGGUAUACUUGGGUGGGUUGGAGGGUUGUUAGCAUUUUUUUUUUUUUUAUGAAUCUUGCUUAAUGCUGUCCAUUAGCUGUCAUGCCCGGGUCAGCAAAAAUUCUUUUGAGUGUAGAACACAUGGUUUGAUUGAGGUUUGGGUUUUUUUCUGUUAUUGUUUUUUUGUGAGAAAGGUAAAUGCAGAAUUGGAGAAAUUAACGUGGGUGUAUGGCCUGAUGUUACAUAACUAAGUUAAACCUUUUAUGGUUUUUUUUUUUUUUUUUUUUCUUGUCCAAGGCAGGCAAGAUGAAAGGAAUUAUUUGUACCACCGGAAUAGCUCCCUGGGCCACAGAAACCAUCCUGGAAGCCCAUCUGGGGUGCUGACUGCCUCUUUGACACUUUGUAAAAAUGGGCAUCACCGUGGUGGUACACAUGCCAUCACCUAAGUAGAAGGGGGAAACAAAGGUUUUCCCCCAAACCUUUAAAGGGGGUUUCUGUUUGGGGUGGGGUUUUUUUUUCUCCCCUCUGGAUUUUUGCUUUUAAAUGGUAUACUGCAGGCCAUAGGCAUGACAGGCAAUGAGCAGGUGAAGAAACAAUGGAAAAGUGUUCAAAAACCCCUGUGUUAGCUAACAUGUUUCUGAAUGUAUCGCUGUGGUCCACAGAGAAGGCUGGAGAAGGUAGCAAGGAGAUGCUGUAUCAGCUACUGCAGCCUUAAAACAAAGUUGGUGUCUCUUUGGACUUUAAAAUUGUUCCUAUGCAGCUUAUUUUAUUUUUGUUUAAUCAAAUAAACGAGGGUUUUUCC